This is a messenger RNA of Gossypium raimondii (Peruvian cotton), 2450 nucleotides long. Its product is annotated as protein THALLO. Gene Ontology annotation, biological process: maturation of SSU-rRNA from tricistronic rRNA transcript (SSU-rRNA, 5.8S rRNA, LSU-rRNA). Lineage: Eukaryota; Viridiplantae; Streptophyta; Magnoliopsida; Malvales; Malvaceae. The record is from RefSeq and is a predicted model, not a curated record. The transcript is spliced from 17 exons. Gene Ontology annotation, cellular component: nucleolus; small-subunit processome. The coding region runs from base 215 to 2266 and encodes 683 amino acids.
CUAAACCCAAAUUCCCAACAGAAAAGGAAAAACCCUUACCCGCUGCUCAGCCGCCCCGACCACUGUGUGUCUGUGUCCGUCGGCCUCUCCAAGGCAUCUCUGUCCGUCAGUCGUCGGUCUCUCAUUAAAUUUUUCAGCUGUGCUGCGGCCUUGCUUCACCACCUCACCUGAGUUCGCCGGCCGCCGCCACCGUCCAUCUCACUCUCUCAACGCAAUGGGAAAGAGAGGAAACAUCUCGAAGAAUGAUAAGAGAAAUUCGAAGAGAAGACAUAGUGCCAACGACGCCUUCAAUCCUGAGAACGUGGACGAUGAAAUUGAUGUUUUUCAUAAGCAAAGGGAUGUUGUUCCCUUGAAUAUGGAUGGGGAUUUUAGAGACUCAGAUGAUGAAGAUGAUGAACAUCCUGUUUUUGAUCUUCAGGAUACAGAUGAUGAUGAUGAUGAUGAGGGAGAUGAUGAUGAUAUUGAUGAUGCCCAAGUUUCUAAGUUUGCAGCAAAAAUUGCAAGGCAACAUAAAUUCUUGAGAGCAAAGUUUGGGGGAGCUGAGGAUGAAAUGCUUGAAGAAGAAGAAGAUGAUGAGGAUGAUAAAGAAGAAAUGGCUCAAUGGGGUGGAAUAAAGAGCAGAUAUUAUGGUGGUGAUAAUCGUGAUUUUGAGUUGCACUCAAGUGACGAUGAGGCUCCCAGGGAAGAGGAGGAAGAGGUGAAAGAAAUACAGAAGGAAAGAGCGAAAAAUUUAUCAAUUGAAGACUUUGGCCUUGAAGAUGCUAGUGAUGAUGAGACUAAUAGAGAAUUGACCUUAGAGGAAAUGUCAUCGAAAGGAAAAGGUGGAAAAUUAUCCCUAGCAAGUGAAGAACCUGUGGAUGAUGUGGCUACAUUUGAGGAGGUCAAGAAGGAUUUGAAUGCUUUGUCAAAGGAAGAGCAGAUGGAUGUGGUACACAGUUCUGCACCAGAAUUAAUUGGCUUAUUGUCAGAGCUAGAUGCUGCACUCGAAGAGCUUGAAAGCAAAGUUAAUCCACUUUUAAGAAAGGCUAAAGAAGGGAAGAUCCUUUUGGAAGGCGGGAUGCGCUAUUUGGAGGUGAAGCAGAUUCUUUUGCUGGCCUAUUGUCAAGCAAUAACCUUUUAUCUUCUUCUCAAGUCUGAAGGGCAGCCUGUUCGUGGUCAUCCCGUCUUAGGUCGUAUUGUGGAGAUCCAAGGCUUAAUUGAUAAGGUGAAACAACUUGGUGGGAACCUUCCUUCUGAAUGGGAGGAGAUUCUGAAGAAUAAAGGAGCUGAAAUGGGACAAAACUUGGUUAAAGAGAGUGCUGAACCGGUAUCUGACUCUGGCACUAAGGAUCAUGGUCCAUCAUUAGUAACGGAUUUACAAAUGGCCGAGCUUGAAGACACACCUAAUUUGCUAAAAAUGGAGUUUGCUAGUAACCUUGAUAACAAGGGGAUGAAACUUAAGCGUGAGAAUGACCAAGUAGGUAUACAAAGCAGGGAAAUGUUAAAAGUACGAGCAGCUCUUGAGGAAAAACUGAAACAGAAGGGAAUCUUUAGUUCCAACAUCCAAAAGCCUGAUAAAACCAAGAAACAUAGGAAACCAGUGAAUGGACAGCUUGAAACAUAUGAUGAUUUUGUUGAUGAUGCAAUGGAUGUUGAAGGAAGUGCUCAUGGAUUAAGUAACGGGCAUGCAAGCUCAAACCAUUCUAAUAUUUCCAAACUUAUUACAGCUAAACAGAACAAGUCCAAGGUCAUAUCCGGUGAUGAUGAUUUACCCAAGAGAGAUGAUAUUGGAGAAAGACGGAGGAAACAUGAACUCAGAGUACUAGCAGGAGCAACAGUUAAAUCCGAGGAUGAUCAUGGAGGUGAAUAUGACAUGUUGGAAGAAGAUGAUGGGGGUAAUGGAGGCAUUUCUGGAGACGAGGAUGGUGAUACGGAAGACACUGAGGUAUCAGAAGAUGAAUUUUACAAACAAUUUAAGCAACAAAGGGCCGCAAAACUUGCUGCAAAGGCUGAGAUAUAUACAAGGACCUCAGUGCCUCCCUCGUUACCUGAAACUGUCGAUGGAAAACGACAGAUAACUCAUCAGAUAGAGAAGAAUAGAGGUUUGACUCGACAACGGAAUAAGAACAUUAAAAAUCCAAGGAAGAAAUACAGGUUGCAAAGCAAGAAACGAGAGAAACAAAGGAAAGGUCAGGUCCGGGAUACUCGAAAACCAGUCAGUCAAUACGGCGGAGAAGCCUCUGGUAUCAAUGUUGGAAUCAGUAGGAGUAUUAGAUUCAAGGGCUGAAUUAAAGCCUGAAGCAUCAAGAAAGCUGGUAAUAGUUCCAAUUUUGUGUUGGAUUGUAACAAAAAUGGUCACCAUCUUUUUAGUCCAAAACCGUUCAAUGACUGGUCCAAAACUGUUAAAUGCCCCGCUGAUGUGGCCGUUAACUUGAUGACAAUUUUGGAAUUUAUAUUUUUUACCACAUAAA